AUGGUAUGGACUGAUGCGGGAAGUACGAACAAGAGCUUCGUGGGCGCAAUCGACAAUGGCACCACCAGUUCGAGGUUUUUGAUCUUCGACACGGCGGGGAAUCCAGUAGCAUCACACCAAAUAGAAUUCAAGCAGAUACACCCCUACUCAGGGUGGCACGAACACGAUCCCAACGAGCUCAUCGCUACCGUCUCCGAAUGCAUAGAUAAAGCCUGCGAAGAGUUUGAGGGCAAGGGACACUCACUUUCGGACAUCAAGGCCAUUGGAAUCACCAACCAGCGAGAGACUACCUGCGUGUGGGACACCAGGACUGGCGAGCCUCUACACAACUGUAUAGUGUGGACAGACACGCGCACUCAUCGCAUCGUCCACGAGUUGCAUCAACGCGAGGGCGCAGAUGAACUGCAUGACCUCUGCGGCUUGCCUUUAUCCACUUACCCCUCGUCCACAAAGCUGUUAUGGUUGCUCAAACACGCGGAGAAUGUGAAAAAGGUAUAUGAAGAGGGCUUCCUGGGAUUUGGCACUGUCGACACCUGGCUGGUCUACAAAUUAAACGGUGGCCCUGAAGCCAAUGUUCAUGUGACGGACCCAACGAAUGCUUCUCGAACCAUGUGGAUGAACAUCCACACCCUCAAAUAUGACGACAAGCUCAUCUCCUUCUUUGGACUCGACGUUAAAACCCCCAAACUACAUCUACCCAAGAUCGUGCCUUCUUCCGACCCAGAGGCAUAUGGCAAGCUUGCUACCACGAAGCUGAAGGGCACCAAGAUCACGGGGUGCCUCGGCGACCAGUCGGCCGCUUUAGUCGGCCAGUGUGGCUUCACACCCGGUAGGGCAAAGAACACUUAUGGUACCGGCUGUUUCCUGCUGUACAAUGUCGGUGAGAAGCCAGUGAUCAGCAAGCAUGGGCUCCUAGCAACGGUAGCAUACGAUUUCUCCUCUCAGGGCAUCAAGCCCGUGUAUGCGCUCGAAGGGUCUAUCGCGGUCGCCGGUUCAUCGGUAAAAUUCCUCAUGAACAAUCUCGGCUUCUUCCGCGAUUCCCACAAAGUGUCGGAGCUGGCACGUACAGUAUCAGACAACGGCGGGUGUGUCUUUGUGACAGGCUUCAGCGGUUUGUUCGCCCCAUACUGGUUCGACGAUGUCCAGGGCACAAUCUGGGGUCUCACCGCGUACACGGAACGGGGCCACAUUGCACGUGCGACACUCGAGGCCACGUGCUUCCAGACGAAGGCGAUCCUCGACGCCAUGGAGAAGGACGCCGGGGUCAAAUUGGCCGAACUAGCCGUUGACGGCGGUAUGAGCAACAGCGAUCUGUGCAUGCAGAUCCAAUCCGACGUAGCCCAGAUCCCCGUGGACCGACCACGCAUGCGCGAAACGACGGCCCUCGGUGCGGCCAUCGCGGCCGGCUUCGCAGUCAAAGUGUGGGCGUCGUUUGACGAACUCAGGGAAAUCAACAAGGAAGACCGAUUCGUCUUCAAGCCUAAGAUCACCCAAAAGGCUAGCGACAAGAUGUACAAGAAGUGGAACAAGGCCGUCCAGAUGUCCAAGGGCUGGACGACCGAAGAAGAUGAUGAGAAUGAAAGUGAAGCUGGAGACCACACAGAAGAGCAGGACGCGCUCGAGCAAACUGUGACCAUUGAUGAGUACAAGAAGAGCAGGGAUGACUGA
Molecule: messenger RNA, 1668 nt
Organism: Capronia epimyces CBS 606.96
Lineage: Eukaryota; Fungi; Ascomycota; Eurotiomycetes; Chaetothyriales; Herpotrichiellaceae
Product: glycerol kinase
Exons: 4
Coding region: 1-1668 (555 amino acids)
Biological process (GO): glycerol metabolic process; glycerol-3-phosphate biosynthetic process; triglyceride metabolic process
Cellular component (GO): mitochondrion
Molecular function (GO): glycerol kinase activity
Source: RefSeq, a predicted model, not a curated record